Messenger RNA from Xyrauchen texanus (razorback sucker), 5289 nucleotides. Its product is annotated as tubulointerstitial nephritis antigen-like. The transcript has 12 exons. The coding region runs from base 160 to 1581 and encodes 473 amino acids. Gene Ontology annotation, molecular function: cysteine-type peptidase activity; peptidase inhibitor activity. The record is from RefSeq and is a predicted model, not a curated record. Gene Ontology annotation, biological process: proteolysis. Lineage: Eukaryota; Metazoa; Chordata; Actinopteri; Cypriniformes; Catostomidae. Gene Ontology annotation, cellular component: lysosome.
UUGUCUUGGCUCUAUAUAGAGAAGGAAAAGCAGGAGUGUGACUAGAGCCAGAAGGCAGAGAGAGAGAGAGUGUGUGUACAACUGCGUUAAAGUACUUUGACCUGGAGUUGAAAAGAGACCAGCUCACAUUUUUCCACUGGAUAUAACCGCAGGUAAGCAAUGUCGAAGCUUUUGAUGCUCAUUACACUGCUCCCUUUGCUGUUGGAGGGGGGCAUGUCGGUACAGACCCAGUCCCGGACAAAGAGAGAACUUGCAAGCCCGCUGCACCUGAGGGGGAUCCGGGAUCCAUUAGGCACAUACUGCCAGAGGAGAGGAGGCUGCUGCCCUGGCAGAAAUGACCAGUGUACUGUGCCUUACCUAGACACCAUCUGCUACUGUGACCUGUUCUGCAACCGCACUGUGUCCGACUGCUGCCCCGACUUCUGGAGCCACUGCCUGGGAACAACUCCUCCCUAUCCUCCCAGUUCUUGUGAAAGGAACGGCCACAGGUUUCACUCAGGAGCAACCUACAAAGAGAACUGUAAUUUAUGUACAUGUGGUCAUAAUGGGCGUUGGGAAUGUGAGUACAAUGCCUGUCUGAUAGAGGAUGACAUGAUCCAGGAAAUCAACAGGAGAGGUUUAGGCUGGAGGGCAGCUAACUACAGUCAGUUCUGGGGUAUGACACUGGACGAGGGUCUGCGGCACCGUCUAGGCACACAGCGCCCCUCACGGACUGUUAUGAAUAUGAAUGAAAUCCAGAUGAACAUGAAUGGAAACGAUCAUCUGCCAGCUAACUUCAAUGCAGCAGACAAAUGGCCUGGCAAAAUCCAUGAGCCCCUGGACCAGGGCAACUGUAAUGCAUCCUGGGCCUUCUCAACCGCAGCUGUUGCAUCAGACCGGAUCGCUAUUCAAUCAAUGGGUCACAUGACCCCUCAGCUCUCCCCUCAGAAUCUGAUUUCCUGUGACACGCGUCACCAGGAUGGCUGCACCGGUGGCCGUAUCGAUGGAGCUUGGUGGUACCUAAGGCGAAGAGGGGUAGUGACAGAGGAUUGCUACCCCUUCUCUCCACCCCAGCAAACCCCUGCUGAGGUCAGCCGAUGUAUGAUGCAGAGUCGAGCAGUGGGCAGAGGAAAGAGACAGGCCACAGCACACUGUCCCAACAGCCACAGCUACCACAAUGAUAUCUAUCAGUCAACCCCACCAUACAGGCUGUCUUCUAAUGAGAAGGAGAUUAUGAAAGAGAUUAUGGAUAAUGGCCCUGUACAAGCCAUCAUGGAUGUCCAUGAGGAUUUCUUUGUGUAUAAGAAUGGAAUUUACAGAUAUUCAGAUGUGAAUUACCACAAAUCACCACAGUACCGCAAACAUGCAGCACACUCCGUCAGGAUAAUAGGAUGGGGAGAGGAGAGGGACUACAAUGGCAGAACACACACAUACUGGAUUGCAGCCAACUCAUGGGGAAAGAACUGGGGUGAGGACGGCUACUUCCGCAUCACUCGCGGUAAAAACGAGUGUGAGAUCGAAGCGUUUGUGAUUGGCGUCUGGGGCAGGGUAACCAUGGAGGACAUGCACAACCAUCACCACCAUCAUGGACGACGCAAGUAGAGCUGUGAGAUCUUCUGCAAUAGGAUCUCUGUGCACCUGAAUGCCUGAUCUAUACCAUACAAUAAAUCAAUCAGGUUUAUGGCAGGUUUGGGUCUGAUUUCUACCAAACUGAUAAACCCCAGUGACUUUUGAAAAUGUCAAUAUAAGCAGCUGUUUUAACCAUAUGCAUAAAAUAUCGUGCCCUCUCUGUCCAAAUAGAUACCUCUGCUAGAGUUUUGAUUCUUCAAAGUUUUUAGUAGUAGAAAUUGUUGGCAAAUAAUUUGAACAUUUAUGUAAACUGCAAAUAUCAGCCACAGGACUCAAAAGCACUCAGGACUCAGUAUUCCAAAGAUGAACUACAUAGGCAGACAGGCACUCUGCAUUACAAUUGCAUCAAAUAUCAAUUAUGGUGAUAUUACGAUGUGUCUUAAGAUUUGUGUGUGUGGGGUUCCACUACGUUUAGGAAGCCAUCUCUUUUCUCAUAGUGUCAGAUUAAAGUCAUCACCCAAUAAGGUAGUCGGUCAGACAACACUUCAUACAUUCCCCAUUUAAAGGGACAGAAGGAUGGUUGCAAGAACACCAGGGGGAAGAGAAUGGUUUUAGGACCAAUCAUUUAUUCUGAAAAUGCCCUUGAUUAAAUUUAUGCAACGUACCGUAUAUCUGCAUUCUGUUGAGAUUUUUAUAAGUUAUUUUAUAAUUCUUUUAAAGCAUUUAUGUAAAGUCAGUCUUUGAAGAACCACUCCAGUCAAACAUAUUGGAGAACAUUUCAGAUUGUUGUGCAUUUCUAUUAGGUUGGCUGUUAUAUAAUCAGAUACUGUGUUGUAUUUGCCACUUUCUUCGUAAUUCAAAACAAUUAUUAGUCACACUCCUUUUAGAUUUCACAUUUAGGAAACAAACCAAAAUAAAUGUAUUUAAUAAUCUUUUUUUUCACAACUGCUGACAUCUGCCUCUAGCACCAGUUUCAGUAUUUUAAGCACAUUAAACACGUCAUAUUCCCAGAAAUAUAGUAAGCUCUACGGAUAAUGGUAUUCUUGUUAAUUCAGGCAAGGUACUGUUAGUCUAUACUUGGGAUGCUUUCACAACAAAAUAUUAACAUUAGCUAUACGUAACAGUAUGAAUUAGAAUUAAAUCCAUCAAAAUGUUGCAUGUGAAGAUAAAACAUUAUCUUAUCAUCAUUUUACAUGAUGUACAUAUAGGCCUAAAUUUAACACCAAAUGGUGUGUUUUAUAUUAGAAAAUGUCUGGAGAAAGGUAUGAUUGCCUGUACAGGAGCAAGGCAAUCAUACCAAAAAGGCUUUUUCAUGCUAAACUACAAAAAAAAUAAAAAUGGCCAGCAGUUGCUGCAAUUAUGAAUCAUCUUGUAGAAUCUAUAACAUUUUAAUUGCUGGUGUGGAACUUAAAGUGAGCUUAAAUGCAAAUAUACAAAGGCCUAGCUAUUUGUUUAUCAUACCAGCUAACGUGCUACAUUUAAUAAAAAUUCUGUUUAAAUAGAACCUUUGGUUGAAAUCAUUAGGGUUAUUGUGCUGUAAUAUAUAUAAAAUUAUGGCUGUCGAUUUAACGUAAAAAUUCAGUGCGAUUAAUUAUAUAAAAAAAUAAUGAAAGCAAUCAUGUCCCUGGACCGUGAUAAGCAAUAUUCAUUCCAUCUGAGCAAUUCAAGCUUGAAGUACAACAUGUUUUCUCCAGGGAGCAGUAAGCGAAACUUCAGUUGUUUGGGCAACACGCUUAUACAGAGAACACACCGCACUCACCAACAUCAGACGAAAUAAGAGCUGUGUCCGAAAUCGUUCACUAUUUCCUAUAUAAUGAAUGGCAGUGAGUGCACUAUAUCUCAGCAUUGAGUGGACGAAUUAAGUGAGUGAAUUCGGAUGAUACACCGACAGGCCCUUAACCAACAGAGUGGGGGGGGGGGUCUUUUUUUUUUUUUUUUUAAGUGGACCUUUUUGCAGUUUUUCCCCUCAUUUUUAUAUUUAAUUAUGAGGUUCAAAUACUUAAUUUUGGUGACUUUUUAAGCACUAAUUGUGCUGGAUUAGCUUGUCUGCUGGUCUCUUAACGAGCACACUUUUUGAUGCACUGAACAUAUUUAGUACAAUGUUGUCAAAUUGCUUACCAAGUAUAAUAACCGUACCCUUUUUGGCAGUCUUUUUGAACAUAUGUUCAAUAUUCUGCGACAAUGACGCUGCUGCCUGCUUUCUCUUCCGACUCUCCUGCUCUUUUCGCGCCAUACUCACUAUCCGGCUGGAUGUCGCUGGUUUAACGUUGUACAUAUGGUUUCGAAGAUGUAAGAGACCGCCUGAAAACUCCACUCACUACGCUAAACAUAGCAGAUGUUCACUUAUUCAUUCAAUUCACGUGCAAGUUAUACAUGAAAAAAAAGUGUAAAAUACAUUUUUACAUUCAGAAUGUUCUUAUAACUUCCCAGAGGACAGACAGACAUACUACAGGUGAGAUUAUUACAAUAUGAUAAAUUAUAUAAGUACAGUAAUCAAUUUUGGACUUACUAAUUAAUCACUAAAAUUCAAAAAAAUAAAAAAACUACAGCCUUUAAAAUUAGAAAAUAUAAUUUAGAUUUUUUUAUCUUCUAUAAAAUAAUUGAUUACUGUACUUAUACAAGUAAGUAUCGUUUGAUACGUUCUAUUCAAUUAUAUAUGCAAAAGGAACGUUUGAGAGUCUAAAAUAUAUAUUUCCUAUUGAAACUGAAGCUGAAGAUAUAAAAACCAUCUUUAGAAAAACGUUUGUGUGAAAUAUCUUGUGCGCCAAAGACUAAAAACUAAAACAAAAACUGCUUUUUCAAGUCUUAAGCUAUUGUAUUCUGUAAACUAAUACGAUUGUAUACAUAAACAUUGUCAAACCUUGUUUUUUUGUUCUUGUGUCUAUUUGUAAUUAUUUAAUUGAUUACUAUGACCAUAACUCUUUUAAAAAUCUUUCACACACACAAAAAAUAAAUACAUUUGGAAAUGUUGAAAAUGAGCUAAUACUAUAUGGGCAAAAGUGAACAACAUCUCUCUGCAUGUGGGGUUUGGAUACAGUGCUGAAUCAAUUUUUUUUGACUGAUGUAAAUCAGUCAAAAAAUGUCACAUUGCAAGACACAUAGAGGGUUCACUUCUCAAAUAAAUAUAAAUUUUACAUAUUGCUUCUUGGGUAUAUAUUAUCUGUUUUAGCCAAUUUGUUAUAGAGCACCGUUCUAAGCAAGCUUUCUGCUGACUUUGAUAAUGAUAAUGCCAUCAUAAUGGUGACAUGUCUGUAAAUCAAAUGCCAUAUUAAAGGCAUUUUAUUCAGCAAUGCUCCCAUAGACAGGAAGACUGUUGACUGAUAAGAUGUACAUCAAUCAGCAUUCGGUUAAAUGUUUUCAAUCAGUGAUGCAAGAAUUUUCCAUUUAAAUAGUGCCGUUAUAUACAGCCAGGUGAGUGAGUCCAGCAAAGGGGUCAUUUCAUGCAUAUUCAAUUUGGCUAAUGACAAGACAUUAAAUUGAAGUUUCUGUUAUAUAUACUGAUCUGUGCCCAGCCUGGGUUUUUCCACUUUUAAACUUAUUCUUAUAUCUCCCUUUAGUCUUUUCUUCCAUCAUGUUAUUAUGAAUGAAAACCUUCAUGUUAUUUAAGAUCAAAGAUUGUCUGUAAAUAAUGCAUCUUUGGUUACUGUACAAUGUGUUACCAUGUUAUCUCUUGUAUUGUUUGUACACAAUGCAAACCACUAUUGUGUUCACUUGUGUGAUGCAAUAAAAAACUCUACAGCA